Messenger RNA from Adineta ricciae, 273 nucleotides. The record is from the annotation of a GenBank genome assembly. NCBI's taxonomy places the organism in Eukaryota, Metazoa, Rotifera, Eurotatoria, Adinetida, Adinetidae.
AUGUUCAAGAUUGAGGAAUUAUACGCAGUAGAAGAUGAACGAUGUUGUGAUCAAUCCAAGGACAUCAAAAUUCUUUUACUAGGUAGAGCCGGAACUGAAAAAUCGACAUUUAUUAAUGGUUUACUGAAUUAUAUUUGUAAUGAUACGUUAACACAAACAGUUCAAGACGAAUUUCAAGUUGCGAUUCCAUCAACAUUUUCCUAUACGGAUGAUGACGCGAAAGUAGAUCGAGUCAUUCGAAUUGGCGAUACAAAAGCUUCCAAGAAAUCCUAA